Messenger RNA from Leucoraja erinaceus (little skate), 1945 nucleotides. Its product is annotated as E3 ubiquitin-protein ligase RNF34-like. Gene Ontology annotation, cellular component: cytoplasm; plasma membrane. Gene Ontology annotation, biological process: proteasome-mediated ubiquitin-dependent protein catabolic process; negative regulation of extrinsic apoptotic signaling pathway via death domain receptors; protein K48-linked ubiquitination. Gene Ontology annotation, molecular function: ubiquitin protein ligase activity. Lineage: Eukaryota; Metazoa; Chordata; Chondrichthyes; Rajiformes; Rajidae. The transcript has 8 exons. Bases 192 to 1337 code for a protein of 381 amino acids. The record is from RefSeq and is a predicted model, not a curated record.
CACUGCCGCGCGAGCUGCUGUCUGUUUAACGGUCGCCGAGCUCGCGGCCUGAGCUCCUCAUAGUCGAGCAGCGGCGCCAACGCGGCCGACAUGUCACCCUAGAGUCAGGGCGGGGACGCACAGCAACUGUCAUGAAGUGGGCUCCUAUAGAGUGAUAGAAUUAGACAGAAUGGAAACAGGCCCUUCGGUCCAUGGCGACCUAUCAGACCCAUAUUUGUGCCUUUGAAGCACAAUACAAAAACUCUGGGGCCACAUCAAUGUGGGCUUCAUGUUGUGGUUUAAUAAAUGAGGUAAUGGGUACUGGAACUGUACGCGGCCAGCAACCUGCAUUCGGUGGAGGUACAGGGCCAUUCAGGUUUGCCCACAGCACCGGGUAUUCAUCAUAUCCCACACCAUCACCUGACGUUCCAAAUUUAGUCUGUGAAGAUUGUGGUCAGGCAUUUACUCGUUUUAGGAAAAAGUAUACAUGUAAGGAUUGCAAGAAGAAUUUCUGUACAUUCUGUUCGGUGAUGCAAGAAAACCUACGAAGAUGCUGUACAUGUGAAUUGCUACAACAAACUUCUUUCCAGCGUAAUGAGCUUAUGAAAUUAAAGGUGAAAAAUCUACGCCAGUACCUUAAUUUGAGAAACAUACCCAUUGACACCUGUUGUGAGAAGGAGGAUUUGGUACAACUUAUAUUGAGCCACCAUGGAUCAGGUGCUGAUGGUGUGGACACAGAGAGUAUACACUCGCAGAGUUCACAAUUUUAUACUACCACUUCCGCUGCUGCCUCAGCUUCUGCAGCGACGUUUUCUCAGGGGAUUUCAGCAAAUCAAAGACCGAGCUCAGGAACUUCAAACGUGCAACAGGUGAGAGAAGAUGCAUCAUUUUCAAUGGAUAGAAGAUCUGAAUCAGAACAAAGUCCGGCAAAUGGAAUGAGUGAUGACAAUCAGCCUAAAAAUACACGAGUCUCACUCUCAGACUUAUCCAAUACUGAUGAUGUUGAAGCGUUGACUGUUCGUCAACUGAAGGAAAUACUGGCACGCAAUUUUGUCAGUUAUUCGGGGUGUUGUGAAAAAUGGGAAUUGGUGGAAAGAGUGAUCAGGUUAUUCAAGGAAACAGAAGAAAACCGCAAAUUUUUGGAAAAUGAAAAUAAUCACGCUGAAGCUACUGUGGAAGAAAAGAUGCAGCUAGGGGGUGAUGAGAACCUCUGCAGAAUCUGUAUGGAUGCAGUGAUUGAUUGUGUGCUGCUGGAGUGUGGUCACAUGGUCACCUGCACCAAAUGUGGAAAGCGCAUGAAUGAAUGCCCUAUUUGUCGUCAAUAUGUUGUGCGGGCAGUGCACGUCUUUAAGUCUUAACUACAGUGGUAUUUGAUUGAUCAGGAUUAUAACUUCCUUGUUAAGAUACAUGAAAUUCAAUUUGAAAAUUAUUCUGACUGUAUUAAUGAUACUAGUUUGUUGUGGCUACUUUGGAUGGUGUAGAAGAACAGAAUUUCUUUUUAUUUACUAAUAGCUAUCAUUGGCCUAUUACUGAAGCCUUAAAUCAGUGUAAAAUACAACAUAUGUUUAAAUGCAAAAAAUGCCAAUUACUUAAGCCUGUUAAGAUUAAUCAAAGGUAGGAUCCAGACAAAAUGAAGGAUAUGCUGGAAAACAAAUUGCAAACUCUAUUUUAAACUUUUCCUAUCACUUUUAUAAGUCUCAAAACUUUUACCAUUUAGUGGAUUAUCAUUAUAUAGUUGUUGUGCUUACAAGCCAUUACUUAAUAGUGUGCGUGCUGGAUAUGAAUUGAGCAUUUAGUAGUGCCCAACCUGUCCACGGUGAUGUCUGGACAGAAAGGAAAUUGAAUGAUCUUGUAUCAUUGCCUGCCAACAGCCUUGUUAUAGUUUUUCAUUUUUGCUUUGUAUAUUUUGUAUGUUUUUGAAAUUCACAUAUGCAAUUUGACUAAUAAAAAAUUUAAUUUAACAGAG